AUGUGCAUACAUGCUCCACACAACGUGGCUCCGGCGCUUUCAACCGCUCAGCCAGACCGGGCAACUGAAUGUGCUGCACCAGGCCGCAAACGAGAGAUUCAGCUUGGUUCCAGAUUGCGAACAGAUUUUUCUCCUCCAUCUCGGAAAAAGACAAAGAAGAAGGGUGUUCUACGCUCAAACCAGCUCGUCGAUAGGACUUUCGUAUGCCGACUGGCAUCCAGCCGACAGCAAAUUCGCUUUCUUCACGAACGGCUGCGACAAAACGCACGCGGCGUAUUUUACAAAUCACCGCUGAAUGCAAUCCGAUUUCUAAGCUCGGCGAACAGACCAGCAGUCAAGCAGCGCACCGGAGCUACCUAUAUUCCACAUCACCAACAGACGGAGAAAAGAUAG
Opisthorchis viverrini is the source of this 393-nucleotide messenger RNA. RefSeq lists its product as hypothetical. The coding region runs from base 1 to 393 and encodes 130 amino acids. The transcript is spliced from 3 exons. The record is from RefSeq and is a predicted model, not a curated record. NCBI's taxonomy places the organism in Eukaryota, Metazoa, Platyhelminthes, Trematoda, Opisthorchiida, Opisthorchiidae.